CCCCGUUACAGGCUCGCGUCGGCUAAAUUGCAGAGCGGCAGCAGUUGCAGGGGCCGCCCCCUCUCCGCGUUGGACGCCGCGAAGCAGAAGCAGAGCAUCGGGAGCCCCCGCGGAGGUGGGAUCCUUCGGUCUGCCCGCGAGCCCCGCUUUGCAAACCGACCAGGCGCCGCCAUCCGAGAUGAGGGCAUCUUUUGCCGUGCUGCUGGCCGCCUGCCUCUGUGUGGAAAGAGCUUUCUCGCUGGUAUGCUGGUCAUGUGAUGGAGCGGAAUCCAACUGGGGCUGCUGGAGGUGGCAAAUUUGUUCAGAUUCAGACAAUUAUUGUGUAACAACCUAUGUUGGUGCAGGAAUUGGUGAAUAUUCUACACAGUCAAUCAGCAAAGGGUGUGCUCCCAUCUGCCCGCAUAUGGGGAUCAACAUUGGUGUUGCAGCGACAUCUGUGAGCUGCUGUUCGUCUUUCUUAUGCAAUAUCAGCGGAGCCACCAGUGUCGCAACUAACCACCUGGUCUUGGCUGUUUCUAUGCUGGCCAGCUUCUUCUAUCUGUUUGGCCCCAGGCUGUGAUUUCAAGAAAUAUGAUUUCAGUUCAAGAAAUGAAUUGCCUCGCCCUUCUCUGGCGAGAAGCCAAAAAGUGAUUGCAAAAAUUGUAUAUUUUCAAUGGCAUUUAACUCCAUUGCUUUUAACUCAACAAAUCUUUGUCUCUGCGUUUUGUAUUGGGCUUAGAGGAGAGGGUCUUUUUUGGGGGGUGGGGUGGGGAUGUUUUGUAUGACAACACUGCCCUCUUGAGGCUGCAGAGAUUCAUGCAUAUCUCAAUCAGAAACUGCAGGUUGUUGAAGAGAAUCUUGCACCAAAUAAAGACAGCGGUCCCCAGAACAAAAUCUUCCUAAUCCCUAUGGCAGGAUUUAAAUCAUUCCAGGGACUUUAAGCAGUGUUCUGCAUGUUGGGUCAUCAGUAGGAAAAAUCUGGACAAGAUGGGGGGGGGAAUAACACCUGACAAGAUCUUUUUUUUGUAAACUGUUGAUUUGAAUCCAGUAUUUUGCUAGUUACAUUUUACAUAAAAAGUAAUACUAUGUGCACGGUUUGCCAUGUGUGGGAUAUGAAUCCAGCUUUUUGUGUGUUACAUUUUACAUAAAAAGUUAACCCUGUACAUGAUUUGGCAAUGUAUGUAUGCUUCAACAUUUUCUUUUCUUUUGCUUUCUGAACUUGAAUAAACAUGGAUUGGUUCUUA
Molecule: messenger RNA, 1223 nt
Organism: Rhineura floridana
Lineage: Eukaryota; Metazoa; Chordata; Lepidosauria; Squamata; Rhineuridae
Product: lymphocyte antigen 6E-like
Exons: 3
Coding region: 179-559 (126 amino acids)
Molecular function (GO): acetylcholine receptor inhibitor activity
Source: RefSeq, a predicted model, not a curated record